AUGGCGACGCCGCUGCUGCUGCCGCUCUGGCUGCUCGCCGCGGCCGGCGCCGCCGCGUCGGCGCCCGACGCGGCGGCGCUCCUGCGCGAGGGCGACGCCUCGUUCGGCCGCGGCGAGUUCAGCAGCUCCAUCCGGCACUACACCGACGCGAUAGACGCGGACCCGGCGCAGGCGCUGUUCUACACGAAGCGCGCGGCCGCCUACAUGUCGCUGCGGCAGCACUCUGCAGCGCUGCGUGACCUCGAUGCAGCGAUCGAGAAGGAUGGCGCAUUCACGGCGGGCUACCUGCACAGGGGGAAGCUGCAGAGGCAGCUGUGCAACAUCGCCGCGGCGCGGUCAGACCUGGAGCAGGUGAUACGUAUCAAGGCGGGCCACAAGGCGGCCGUGAAGGAGCUGGAGGCGGUCGCGGCGCUGGAGGCGGCCAUGGGCAUGCUGGAGCGGCUGGACAGCCAGGGGCCGGAGGCGGCGCGGCGGGCGAUCGCGAUGGUGCUGGAGGCGGCGCCAGACUGCACCCGGGCGCAGGUGGCGGAGGCGCAGCUCGAGUUUGCCGCGAAAAACUACGAGCAGGUGAUCGCCUCCACGGGCCGCCUGCUCAAGGCCAGCCCGGGCCACCUAGAGGCCCUGGUGCUGCGGGGGCGGUCCUACCUGUACCUCAACGACCACGACCUGGCCAAGAGGCACUUUGGGGAGGCCCUCAAAUAUGACCCAGACCACACGCCGGCACGCAAGGCACGCGGGGCGGGGCGCCGGGGCGUGGGCCGGGCGUCCCUCCAAUGUACCCCCUUGAAGCCGCCCCUGCCCUCGCGGAACCCCCCGCCCUCCCUCCAGGAGUUCAACAAGGUGAAGGACCUGGACCGGCGGCGGCAGCGCGCAGCCAGGGCCGAGGAGGAGAGCAAUUGGUCCGAGGCGGAGGCCCAGCUGCAGGGGGCGCUGGCGGUGGACCCCGCGCACACCAAGGCGGCGACAGAGCUGCACUACUCGCUGUGCCGCGUGCGGCGAAACAUGCGCCAGUACAAGGAGGCGCGGGAGUCCUGCGAGACGGUCCUGGCCCUGGAGGCCGGCCACCGUGGCGCCACCACUGACAUCGUGCACAUCCUGUUUGACCUGGAGGAGUUCCAGGAGGCCUCAAACAGGGCCAAGGCAGCUGCGACGGCGCACCAGGGGGACGGGGAGUACGCACAGCUGUACCGUGAGGCUGAAAAGCGCCUCAAAAUGAGUCAACGCAAGGACUAUUACAAAAUUCUGGGUGUGGACAAGCAAGCUGACAUCCGUGACAUCAAGAAGGCCUACAAGAAGAUGGCCAUCACCUACCACCCAGACAAGGCGCCGCUCGCGGAGAAGGCCGCGUACGAGGACAAGUUCAAGGAGGUGGCGGAGGCCUAUGAGGUGCUCAAGGAUGACGACAAGCGGGGCGCCUAUGACAGGGGGGAGGACCUGGAGCAGGCCGGCUUUGGGCCAGGCGGCCCCGGGGGCUUCCACAAUUUCCAGCAUGCAGGCGGUGGCUUCACCUUCACGUUCCAAAUGUAA
Monoraphidium neglectum is the source of this 1527-nucleotide messenger RNA. RefSeq names its product putative DnaJ subfamily C member 3 like protein Flags: Precursor. The coding region runs from base 1 to 1527 and encodes 508 amino acids. Gene Ontology annotation, molecular function: protein binding. The transcript is spliced from 9 exons. NCBI's taxonomy places the organism in Eukaryota, Viridiplantae, Chlorophyta, Chlorophyceae, Sphaeropleales, Selenastraceae. The record is from RefSeq and is a predicted model, not a curated record.